AUGGCAGACAUGCCAUAUGCAGAACCUGCUAUUGGAGAAGCAACUGAACAUGUUGAUUAUGCAAUAGAGAUUGUAAAUGGAGACAUAAGUUGUGAAACUGGAGUUGAAGUUGCACAUCCUUGGGACAAGGCUCCAUCACUUUGGCUAAAAGAUUAUGUAGCUACACAAGCUUCUAGUUCAUGUGUUUACUCAUUAGAAAAAUAUCUGAGCUAUGGAGGACUGUCAUCCAAAUACCAAUCACAUAUAGCAGCCUACUCAAUACGUGUUGAACCUACUUCUUUCAAUGAGGCAUCACAGGAUCCUAAAUGGAUUGAUGCAAUGAAAGGUGAGUUGUCUACUCUGGAGGAGAACAAGACUUGGAUUAUUACACCUCUGCCACUAGGUAAGAAAGCAAUAGGAUGUAAAUGUAUUUACAAAAUAAAGUACAAAGCGAAUGGAACAGUUGAAAGAUACAAGGCAAGACUAGUAGCUAAAGGGUAUAAUCAGAAGGAGGGUCUUGACUACCAGGAGACUUUUUCUCCUGUUGGCAAGAUGGUUACAGUGAGGGUGGUUAUAUCUAUUGCAGCAGUUCAAGACUGGUUCAUCGACCAGAUGGAUGUGCACAAUGCCUUCCUACAGGGAGACCUUUAUGAUAAAGCAUGCAUGCAGAUUCCUUAA
Molecule: messenger RNA, 657 nt
Organism: Nicotiana tabacum (common tobacco)
Lineage: Eukaryota; Viridiplantae; Streptophyta; Magnoliopsida; Solanales; Solanaceae
Source: RefSeq, a predicted model, not a curated record